Boleophthalmus pectinirostris (great blue-spotted mudskipper) is the source of this 640-nucleotide messenger RNA. RefSeq names its product complement C1q-like protein 4. Bases 3 to 590 code for a protein of 195 amino acids. NCBI's taxonomy places the organism in Eukaryota, Metazoa, Chordata, Actinopteri, Gobiiformes, Gobiidae. The transcript is spliced from 4 exons. Gene Ontology annotation, molecular function: protein binding. The record is from RefSeq and is a predicted model, not a curated record.
CCAUGGGAGCAGGACAAACAACAACAGCAGUGGAGUCCAGCUCUGUGCCCAGGAGCAUACAGGAUGAACUGGCUGAGCAAAGAAAAGUACUUGAUAAGCUUCUGAACUUAAUCCAGGCUCAAAAUGCUGAACUGAAGAGCCUGAAGAAACAAGUGGAAUUUCUGACUCGAGACAGAACAGUUCGCCAAGUGGCUUUCUCUGCUGCAUUGCUGGAAUCAGGUGAACAGUUUUUUGGACCAUAUAAUACUGACAAGACUCUUGUGUUUAAACACGUGACCAUAAACUCUGGAAACGCCUACAACAAAAUCACAGGCAUCUUCACUGCCCCGGUCAGAGGAGUGUACCACUUUGAGAUUUUUGCACACUGCAGUCGUGGUUUACCGGCUGAAGCUUACCUGAUGAAGAACGGCCGUGGCAUCUUCAUGGCCCAUGAGAGCAGUACGAGUGGGAGCACCACAGCGGGGAACGCCGUCUCUCUGCUUCUGGAGGCUGAAGAUGUGGUCUAUGUCGUUCUAACAGCCAAUAACACACUUAAAGACAACGAACAUCACCACACUACAUUCAGCGGCCACCUGCUGUUCACAAUGUAAACUCACACUGAAAUACAUUGAAAAAGUGUGUCCAAACUUUUGAAUGUUGU